Messenger RNA from Microcebus murinus (gray mouse lemur), 4509 nucleotides. RefSeq names its product WASP homolog associated with actin, golgi membranes and microtubules (gene WHAMM). Gene Ontology annotation, molecular function: Arp2/3 complex binding; actin binding. Lineage: Eukaryota; Metazoa; Chordata; Mammalia; Primates; Cheirogaleidae. Gene Ontology annotation, biological process: endoplasmic reticulum to Golgi vesicle-mediated transport; Arp2/3 complex-mediated actin nucleation. The record is from RefSeq and is a predicted model, not a curated record. Gene Ontology annotation, cellular component: endoplasmic reticulum-Golgi intermediate compartment membrane; cytoplasm.
GCAUCCCAAAGAAAGAGAAGGGUGGUGCCAGCAGCCAGGCCAAGUGGCUUGCUGCUUUUAUGGAGACAAAGAGAAAACUAGUAAUUGUUGUAGAGUAAUUAGCAGGCAGCUUUGAGAAAUCAGGUUGUCUGUUUCUUGUUUCUUCUAAGUUCCAGGAGUCUUGGUUAUCUCUGAGCUGUAGUCAGGCUUAUUGCAGGGGAUGUGAUUUUGCCCCUGAGAUAUGGUUUUGUACAGGAAACUAAGACCUGGAAUUUACCUCCUGCUGUCUGUUGGAGAGCUUCUCAGGAACACCUGGAAGCUAUAGAAAGAAAUUCUCACGUCUGUGAGCCUUGAAUGUCAAGAGAACAAUUUACAUUUCCUUUCUGUCUUUUGGAUCUUUUCAGAUGUCUGUGAAAACAAAGUCCCUGCAGGGUGCCUGCCAGCUUGGGAGAGAGUAGGGAGAGCUCAAACUUGAUCUUUAGAUGUUAUGAGAAAAUUGUGAGAUUAGAUAUUUUUCUGUUAUUUCAGCCAGGCCAUUCUUACAAAAACCUCCACAAGCUCUUUCACUUAUUGCUGAGUCAAGAACCGGCAGGCCUUGCUUUCUCAAAGGGCUCCUGAUCCUGGCUUCCUGGGCACCUCUCUCCCUCCUUUCACCACCACUACCCUUCUCAGUGGGCUCACGGGAUGGGAGCUGUCCUGUACUGUACCUCUCAGUCUACACUGUGUGUUUCCUAGGCAGAGACUAACUAGAGCUCUCUUGUUCCCUGUUGUAGGAACAGAUGCAACUCCACCCCAAACUCCAUUUCCCCAUGUAAACUGGAUUUCCUCGCAUCUCCUUAAAUAGGUCUUUAGUAGCCAGGUGGUCUUAUUUGGUCUCUGAGUGCUGGUACAUCUUAAAUUACUUUCCUGGGUCUCACUUUCUUUAUCUCUAAGAUGAAGAGUUAGAACACAUAUUGUGCUUAAGCACUCUGGUCGGAGGCUGGGUUGCUUUGCAGGCAGAGACAUCUUUUUGGAUUCUCCCUCUACCUGCCCCCACUAAAAUACUGGCACAUAGCAGACACUCGAUGAAAGCUUGUUGAAUUGACAAAUCUGUGGCUCCUACCCAGUGGUUGGCACUUAGAGGCCCUCCAUAAAUAACUAUCGAGUUUAAUUUUGUUCCAUCUCCCCAGCACAUUUGUGGCAUUCUUGAGGACAGGAAGCGUGUAUUCAGUAGGGCCGUGACAGAAGACAAAAUCAGGCGGGUCCCUGUUUCCAAGAAGUUCGCAGUUCAGUGUAGGAGGCCAAGACGAUAACUCGCCCAUGUGACCAGUGUCUUCCCAAAGGCAGCCCGUCCCAAGGCGGACCAGGUGAGGCAAGAGCGGUAACUCCCAGGCGCCGGGCCGGGUCGCGAGACUGAUUGCUGAGGGCUGGGUCGGAGGUAACCCUCUGGACCUUUUCAUUGGCUGUCAGCGACCAUCCCUCUAUCACCCAACCAAUCCCGGACGCCUGCCGGAAGCCCCGCGGCCCGCAGGCAGCCAAUCCAAAGUGCGGGGCGGGCCACGGACGCGGGUCGGAGUCCGGCGGAAAAUGUCGCGGCUCGGGCCGUCGUGGGGUGGGGGGUGCGCGGAGGCCUGGCCCGGGCGAGCCGAGCCCUGGGGCCGCUGGCCGCCGGCCGCCAUGGAGUACGAGCAGCCCGACAGCCUGGAGGGCUGGGUGCCGCUCCGCGAGGACCUCUUCGCCGAGCCCGAGCGGCACCAGCUGCGCUUCCUGGUGGCCUGGAACGACGCGGAGGGCAAGUUCGCCGUGACCUGUCACGACCGCACGGCGCAGCGGCGGCGGCGCACGGGCAGCCGGCCGGGGCCCGAGCCCGAGCCCGAGCCCGAGCGCGAGGCCGCCGCGCCCCCGCCCAGCUGGGCCGGCCUGCUCUCGGCCGCCGGGCUCCGCGGCGCGCACCGGCAGCUGGCGGCGCUGUGGCCGCCUCUGGAGCACUGCUUCCCGCGGCUGCCGCCGGAGCUGGACGCGGGCGGCGGCGGCGGGGCCUGGCCGGGGCUCGGGCUGUGGGGGCUGGUGUGGCCGGCGCGCGCGGGCCCCGGCGAGGCGGCGCUGCAGGAGCUGUGCCGGCAGCUGGAGCGCUACCUGGGCCACGCGGCCGACGGCUGCGGCGGCGCCACCGUGCGCGACGCGCUCUUCCCGGCCGAGGGCGGCGCGGCCGACUGCGAGAGCCCGCGCGAGUUCCGGGAGCGGGCCCUGCGCGCGCGGCGGGCCGAGGCGGGCGCGCGGCUGCGUCAGGUUCUUCAAGGACAUGGAAAAGCCAACACCAUGGUAGCAUUAAUGAAAAUUUAUCAAGAGGAAGAUGAAGCAUACCAGGAAUUAGUUACUGCGGCAACCACAUUCUUCCAGUAUUUACUGCAGCCAUUUAGGGAUAUGCGAGAAGUUGCAACUUCAUGUACGCUUGAUAUUUUGAAGUCCUUGGAUGAGGAUGACCUGGGUCCCAGAAGGAUAGCUGUCUUGCAGAAGGAAGCCGAAGAAUGGACGAGACGGGCUGAAGAAGCCGUUGUCUCUAUUCAAGAUAUCACAGUGAAUUAUUUUAAGGAAACAGUGAAAGCAUUAGCAGGAAUGCAGAAACAAAUGGAACAGGAUGGGAAGAGGUUUGGCCAGGCUGCCUGGGCCACAGCACAUCCCAGGUUAGAAAAGCUUAAGCUAAUGCUAGCUCGAGAGACUCUGCAACUCAUGAGAGCCACAGAGUUGUGUUUAAAUCACAAAAGAGCUGCAAUUCAAAGAAAGAUGGAAAGUCUUCAAGGAAAAGAAAAAAAUACAGACGUUGUAGAUGAAUUGGAAAUACAAUUUUAUGAAGUUCAAUUAGAACUAUUUGAGGUUAAAUUUGAGAUAUUAAAAAAUGAAGAAAUACUGCUUAUUACACAGUUGGACUCUAUUAAAAGACUUAUGAAAGAGAAACAGGAUGAAGUUGUCUAUUAUGAUCCAUGUGAAAGCCCGGAGGAACUUAAAGUCAUUGAGCGUGUCGGGGGGCUGCAGGAGAAGAAUUCGGAGGUGCAAGAGCUCAGCCAGCGGUGCCAGCAGCUGGAGUCUAGGCGGGGCCGGCUCUGUGCCAGGAGGGCCUAUCUCAGGAACAGAAAGGAUCAAUGCAAGGAAAACCAUCGGCUCAGGUUGCAGCAGGCUGAAGAAAGCAUACGAUAUUUUCAUCAGCAUCAUAGUAUUCAGAUGAAAAGAGACAAGAUAAAAGAAGAGGAGCAAAAUAAAAAAGAAUGGAUAAAUCAAGAACGCCAAAAAACACUCCAACGAUUAAGAGCAUUUAAAGAGAAACGUCCAGCUCAGUCUGUAAUAAAAACCUCUUCCUCAGAACCUGUGACUCCAAACCUGCCAGGUGGGCUUUCCCCGCAGACACCCUCACCAGCUUCCCCGACGGUGGCAGUAAUUCACCAGUCCUCUAGGAAAACCAGAAGUCUUCCUUUAUCUGAAGUUAGUAAUGUGAAACCCCCCAAGUGUCCAGACUAUGUUGGAAAUAUCCCUGUCCAGAUUUCUGUUCCAGUUGGUGACCAAACACACUUCAAAUCCAGUGAGGAAGUGUCACUGCCACCAUCGCCACCACCUCUACCACCUCCACCACCACCUCCUCCUCCUCCACCGCCCCCUCUCCCUGCUCUGUCCUUGUCCUCGCAAGCUCCAACUCAUCGGAACGUAGCCUUCAGGACUACAGAAAAAGACGAUCAGCCACGUCCUCUAGUGUGUGAAUCACCUGCUGAGAGACCACGUGACUCCUUGGAAAGUUUCCAGGGCCCAGGAUCCAUGGAUGAAGUGUUGGCCUCCUUGAGGGAGGGCAGAACCCCUCUCCGGAAAGCAGAGGUGCCCGCCCUGGCCCCUCCCCGAGCCUCAGUCAACGAGCAUAUUCUGGCUGCCAUAAGGCAGGGGGUCAAACUGAAGAAAGUUCGCCCCAACUCUGGCCUGAGCCCCAGCAGUAGACCCACCAGCGACCUCGAGAGCAGCAUCAAGGCAGCGCUCCAGAGAAUCAAGAGAGUGUCCGCCGACUCGGAGGAAGACAGUGACGAGCAGGACCCUGGCCAGUGGGACCGUUAAGUUCUUCUCCAGGUUCAAGAGGCGCCCACCACAGCGAGCUGGGAUGAGCAAGGUGGGGCCACGAGAGCAGGGCCUGCUCUCGAAAAGCAUGUGAACAGGGUGCUACACUAGCACCCCAGGACAGCAGCAGGGCUUGCUGUGAGGUGCUGAGGUUUUACGGCACACUGGCUCCUCAGGCUGGGAAGGGAAGCAGAGAGGUGGGGACUUCCACACACUAACCGAUAGUUGGGGUGUCAAAGCCCAUAAGCGUAUUUAUUGCUGGCCUAAGAAUAGCACUUCUCACCAGGGGCAAUCUAGAAUAUUCCCUGAUUCUGAAAGUUUAUAACUACUAUAGUAAGCAGCACUGUUAAACUACUGACUGUCCUUAUGGAAGAGUGGCUUCUCAGGUUCGAAUGUGAACUUCAUUUUAGCAGUAAUCAGGAUAAAUUGCUCAUAGUCAGGAGUUUACCUUGUUUCCCA